GGUCUCUAUGCCAAAGGUUGUUGGGAGGGCCAUCACGUUCUAAGAGAAGUAUUGGGCAAUCGACUGGCACCUCGGUAUGAAAGUUCCUUAUUGUGGGCCUGUUGUUUUCUUGUGGGAUGAGAGUGGCAAUUACUACGCAUGUGGGGGUAUUAAGACUUACUCAUUUGAUAAGAACAUGCCUGACGAGGAGUACAUGAGAUUCCAUCUCACAACGUGUUUCGACAUCGUUGGUCACGAGGUGCCUGACAACUACAAGCUUGUGUCGCUCCACGUCGAGAAGUUCCAAGGUUACGGCAUCCCCGCUGCGUCCAUGCCACCGUUCGACAAGUCGAAGAAGAAGGAUGAGUCACAUAUGGUGAUGCUAAGGCCGUUCAAGUUUCUCAAACGCGUUAAUUGCUAUGAAGUUUCGAACCAUAUCGUGACGAUUGACAACAUGCUGCAGUUGUCAACUCCCUUCGUGUCGUUCGACUUUGAUCUUCAAGACUUCGCAGACAUAGUGCGAUGUCACAAGCUGCAGACAAUGGGCCAAGCCGUUAUGCGGACUACCAUCUUUGUUUGCUCGCCAAAGGUGGUAGGUAAGAGUUAAGAUGAAGAGGAAAGCUUAGAGGAUGGUUGGGCCGAAGGCGAUGGUAGUGAAGACAAAGAGGAUGGUGGUCAGGAAGGCGAUGGGAAUGAAGAAGAAGAGGAUGAGGAUGCAAGUGACAAGGACGUCGAAGAAAGGGGAGACAACUACGAAGGCGAGAGUGAAGGAGAUGAGGGUGGGGCGAACGAGAACGAUGAAGGGAAUAGUAGGUCAUGGAAAAUGCGGGAAGACUAUUCCCGGGCCACAAGCGAUCACGGCCUGACAGAAGAUGACGGUGUGUUGCAUGGCACACAGAGAUCUGUGUGCAUGCACAAGAAGGAAAUGAAAGCUGGGAGAACAGAGGAAGAGAAUCGGAGAGAAGCUAAGCUCAUCAUCCUGCAGGCCAUAAAGGAGACUUACAAUAAAUCCUUAGAGGCCCAAUCCGCUAAACCAGCAAAGGAAAAGCGUGAACACCCUCGAUCUUCCCAGAAACUGAAAAGGAAAGCAAAGGCCAAGGAGACAAAGGAAGUGGCGGACUCUGGGGACGAAGUGGCGGGGGUUGACUUGCAACAUACAUCACCUAAGCCAGGAGAGCUGACCAGUGACACUAUCGACACCACAAAAUGUUUUUUCCUAGAAUACAACGCAAACGAUAAUGCGAUAGAUCGGCCUACCCAGAUUUUCGUUAACGACGUCAACAUACUGCCUAACCUUUCGGCAGGCGUGCAAUACAACCACAGGCCGUUGAACGAGAUGUUGGUCACCUCCAUCAGGAACGCAAUGGAACACUCAGAAAAGCAGGAGUGAGACAGAAACACGUGGAUUCUUGUUUCGGUCGUACAGGUGGAGAAGGAAGGCCGGAACCAAUGGAAGCGUUUGAAGCCUGAGGAGUGGGAUAAUGACAAGUUUGCCUCCUACCAUUGGUACACCGUCGCCGGCCAACAUACAGCGGAGGCAGCAAAGAGGCUGGUCGCUGCUGGAUCGCCUGCUGCCUAGAAGUGAAGCGUGCAUUUUUGGAA
Chara braunii is the source of this 1581-nucleotide messenger RNA. The record is from the annotation of a GenBank genome assembly. Lineage: Eukaryota; Viridiplantae; Streptophyta; Charophyceae; Charales; Characeae.